GCCACCUCCUGGGCUCGCACCUCUCACCCACCCCGAGGCUCCCGCUCGGCUGGGCGCUGGUGCCGCCCACCGAGCCUGCGUGGACUGCGUCUCCUCGCCAUGGGCCCCCUCUCGGCUCGGUUGUUGAUGCAGCGGGGGCGACCCAAGAGCGACCGGCUGGGGAAGAUUCGCAGCCUGGACCUGUCAGGGCUGGAGCUGCUCUCAGAGCACUUGGAUCCCAAGCUCCUGAGCCGCCUGACGCAGCUGCAGGAACUGGACCUCUCCAACAACCAGCUGGAGACGCUGCCCACCAACCUGGGCCUGCCCCACCUGCGCAUCCUCCGCUGCGCCAACAACCAGCUGGGAGAUGUCACUGCCUUGUGCCAGUUCCCACACCUGGAGGAGCUCAGCCUGGAGGGCAACCCCUUCCUGACAGUCAGUGACAACCUGAAAGUCUCCUUUCUCCUGCCCACGCUCCGUAAGGUCAACGGCAAGGAUGCUUCUUCCACUUCCUCGCAGGUGGAGAAUCUGAACCGGGAGCUGACCCGCAGGGUCACAGCGCACUGGAAGAAGUUCAUGUCCACACUGAGCCCGGAGGAGGAGGCUGAGAAGGCCCAGGCCGACUUCGUGAGGUCUGCUGUCAGGGAUGUCCGCUACGGGCCGGAGUCCCUCAGCGAGUUCACCCAGUGGCGGGUGCAGAUGAUCUCUGAGGCGCUGGUGGCCUCUGGUGGGACCCAGGUGCAGGAGGCAGAUGUCCCAGAGAAGCCCCCGAAAGCCACAGCUGCCCAGAAGUCCAGGGCCCGGCCAGUGGCCUUGAAACGACCGGAUGCUGUCCCGCUCAACCUCUCCUCCAAUAAGCGGGCGUGCCCCUCGCCACCAGCCAAGGGGGAGGGCAGUCCCGCAAGCUCUGAUGGCAGCCAGCCUGGCUUGCAGCUGGAGCCCCUGCACUUCCUGCAGUGUCACAGCAAGAACAACAGCCCUCAGGACCUGGAGACCCAGCUGUGGGCCUGUGCCUUUGAGCCAGCCUGGGACGAGGGGCGUGCAGGGGCCACGUCCCAGACCGUGGCCACAUGUGGCGGGGAGGCGGUGUGUGUGAUCGACUGCCAAACAGGCAUCGUACUGCACAAGUACAAGUCACCUGGAGAGGAAUUCUUCUCCGUGGCCUGGACAGCCCUGACUGUGGUCACACAGGCAGGUCACAAGAAGCGCUGGAGUGUGCUGGCAGCUGCAGGCCUACGGGGCCUGGUCCGGCUGCUGCACGUGCGGGCCGGCUUCUGCUGUGGGGUCAUCCGGGCCCACAAGAAGGCCAUCGCCACCCUCUGCUUCAGCCCCACACAUGAGACCCAUCUCUUCACGGCCUCCUAUGACAAGCGGAUCAUCCUUUGGGAUAUCGGGGCGCUCAACCACGAUUAUGAAUUCCAGGGCAGCCAGCUGCUGACACUCGACACCACCUCCAUCCCCCUGCGCCUUUGCCCAGUCGCCUCUUGCCCAGAUGCCUACCUGCUAGCUGGCUGUGAAGGUGGCUGCUGCUGCUGGGACGUGCGGCUGGACCAGCCCCAGAAGAGGAGGCCGUGUGAAGUGGAGUUUGUCUUCUCUGAGGGUUCCGAGGCAUCUGGACGGAGAGUGGAUGGGCUGGCAUUUGUGAAUGAGGACGUUGUGGCCUCCAAGGGGAAUGGCCAGGGCACCAUCUGCCUAUGGAGCUGGAGCCAGACCUGGAUGGGCCGGGGCAGCCAGCCCACGGUGGCAGUGGUUGUGCUGGCUCGGCUGCAGUGGUCACCCACGGAUCUGGCCUACUUCUCGCUCAGUGCCUGUCCUGAUGAGGGGAUUGUGCUCUGCGGGGAUGAGGAGGGUAACGUGUGGAUCUACGACAUCAGGCAGAUCCUGACGCAGCAGCUGCCUUUGCCGGCAUCCCCGCAGGCUCCAGUGCAGAUUCUCAAGUGGCCCCAACCCCGGGCCCUGGGCCAGACGGUGACCAAGACCAUGGUGAACACAGUGGUGGCCAACCCCACCUUUACCUACCUCACCGCUCUGACAGACUCCAACAUCGUGGCUAUCUGGAAAAGACAGUAGCCUCGAGCUGGAGCUCCUGCCUCUUGCAAAGCACCAGGGACACAACACAACUUAACUUAUUCAGCUUUUAUAAUGAUGGAGAUAUUUUUACCAGUGGGUGUUUUUAUUAAACUCUCUGUGAGAAGUCGUUGGAGCGUGUUCGUGGGUCCCAUCUUGUGCUCCUACUUUAAGAAGGCAGAACUAGGAGCAGAGACUCAUGAAGUGUAGGGGUUUUCAGUUCCCUCCUGGCAGCACCACCACCCCACUCCCAGUUGUUGGUACAAAAUGAGGUUAUUCUUCCACCCUUGAGGAAAUCUUGAUCUCCCGGCCAAUGUACUUUAACCGUGGGCCCCCAGUAGCUUUGAAAUAGAUCACCUACCUGACAACCACACAGACAGUGGUUUCUGCCACACUUUAUUAGAAAAAACAUCUAUGUACAGGACACAUGGGUGUCGGGUGAGGGGCUUGUUGGGAUAUCUACAAGGAGACCCACAGCUGGGAGAGGCUGCUGUCCUCCAGUUGGUGCCUACAGAAAGGUCCAGUGCAGGGUCAGAAACAGCGAAGCAAGACGCCUUCCACGCUGCUACUCAAUUCCUUCUUGCUUAUCUUUGAUGGCCACCUGGGGGAGAGGAAGAAAGCAUGAGAUGUGGCUGGAACGUGCAGUGAGGCCAUCAGACGUGCAACGCCGGCAACAACAAGUGCGUAGCCAUGAGCUCUACAGAAAGAGCAAGCCAGGAACCCAACAGCUCCAGGGAGCUGGCGCAGCCUACCCCAUUACUUCGCAGCAUGUGGCCUGGAGCAGAGGCGCUCCAGGUGAGCACAUGGCUGAGAUGCCGAGACCUGACAGGCUGCGGAGCUUUCCUUCCCAUCUCAGCUGGGCUUAGAGUCGGUGGUCCCCUGCCAUGAACAGGUGUGACCACACCCAUCUGGCCUCAGCUGUGGGACCCCAGUCUAGGAUGAGCUCUCCUCCCAACCCCCAAAUGCCCUGGAAGUAGCAGGCCUUACAAAUCAGAGCAGCCCCAAGGGGCAUCUGGUCCUUUGCUUCUAUAGAGACCAAGGGGAGGCACAAUGAGAACCUGGGGUACUGGGUCAGGUUCCCAGCCAUGAGUGUAGACAGCAGUCGCAGGCCCGAACUGCACUGUGCUUCAGUCCACACUUCCUGGAGGCUAUGCUGGAAGCCUUUGCUCUGUGCCUAUCGCCACCCCUUCCCACAUAUAAACCAGAGAACUGCCGCCUUCCCGCCCCCCAGCUGCUGUCUGACCCCCUCACCCGGAACCGCUCUUCCAGCAGGGAGAGCUCGCUGAUGAGGUCUGUGAUGGCAUUGGUGAAGGCCUCCUGGGGGCUGUAGUCCGGGGUGGUCUGCACGCGGAUGAUGAUUUUGUGCUCCAAGGGGUGGGGGACUUUGUAACCAGCAAACAGCACCUGUGGGUCCUUCAACAGCUGCCUGGAAUACAGGUAUGAGGUGGCAAGGGGUGAGGGAGGCUGAGCGAGGCUGAGCCUAGUGUCCUUGGGCUCACCAG
This is a messenger RNA of Talpa occidentalis (Iberian mole), 3548 nucleotides long. RefSeq names its product leucine rich repeats and WD repeat domain containing 1 (gene LRWD1). The transcript has 15 exons. The record is from RefSeq and is a predicted model, not a curated record. Gene Ontology annotation, molecular function: protein binding; chromatin binding. NCBI's taxonomy places the organism in Eukaryota, Metazoa, Chordata, Mammalia, Eulipotyphla, Talpidae. Gene Ontology annotation, biological process: chromatin organization; establishment of protein localization to chromatin. Gene Ontology annotation, cellular component: nuclear origin of replication recognition complex. Bases 100 to 2049 code for a protein of 649 amino acids.